AUGAAAACGGUCAUCCAAAUCUUGUGCUUCUUCCUUUUAAUAACUUUUUACAAAUGUGCAGUCAUCACUGGGGCGUGUGAGAGGGAUCUGCAGUGUGGAGCCGGGACAUGCUGUGCAAUCAGUCUGUGGCUUCGAGGGCUCAGGAUGUGCACUCCACUGGGACAGGAAGGGGAUGAAUGCCACCCAUUCAGUCACAAGGUCCCUUUCCUUGGAAAACGCCAACACCACACUUGCCCGUGUUUGCCAAACUUUAUAUGCUCCAGGUUCAUUGAUGGCCGAUUCCGGUGUUCAGUAGACUUCAAGAACAUAGACUUUUAA
Chelonoidis abingdonii (Abingdon island giant tortoise) is the source of this 318-nucleotide messenger RNA. It is a transcript of the gene PROK1, whose product is annotated as prokineticin 1. Gene Ontology annotation, biological process: endothelial cell proliferation. The record is from RefSeq and is a predicted model, not a curated record. Lineage: Eukaryota; Metazoa; Chordata; Testudines; Testudinidae.